AUGGAGUUUCCUUCAGAAUUUCCACUCGCAAAACACACGCAAACGCAUAAUACCUCACGAAUGGGUUCCCUCUUCCCAAUUCAAAACGCCUUUCACUUGGGCGCGUACCAAGUCGCGAUAAACGAAGCCGCGGACUUAGAUUCCACCGGAACCACCUCUUUAUCCUCCUCGGACGCGAUCGAGAAGGAUUGUUACGUCUAUCGAUCGUACAUCGCCUUGGGGUCCUACCAGUUGGUUCUGGACGAAAUCCCGGACGAUUCCCCGUCGCAAUUGCAAGCGGUGAAAGAACUCGCCAGAUACCUCGCGGAUCCUCUCGAUCGGGCAACAAUCUCACAAAAGAUGAAGGAGAUGUUAGAAGAUCCAGCGAUCGCGCAGAACGCGACGGUACAACUCAUGGCGGCGACUGUUUUCGCGAAGGAAGGCGAAAUGGUGGAAGCCAUGCGAUGUUGCGCGACGUCGUUGAGUUUAGAGUUGUCGGCGUUUAUGGUGAACCUGUUGAUAUCGAUGGACAGAGUGGACGCGGCGGAGAAGACUUUGGCGAAGAUGGUGGCGAACGACGACGACGCGACUUUGACGCAGUUGGCGACGGCGUGGGUGAAUGUCGCACUCGGUGGGUCGAAGGUUCAAGACGCGAUGUACGUGUAUCAAGAGUUGGGCGAUAAGUACACGUGGACGGUGAAGUUGUUCAACGGCGCGGCGACGUGCGCCAUGGCCAUGGGAAGGUUCGAAGAUGCCGAGAAGGAGUUGUUGGAGGCGUUACAGAAAGAUAGUAAAGACCCGGACACGUUGCAUAACUUGGCGGUGUGCGCGUUGCACUUGGGAAAACCGUCGACUCGUUUUUUUAAUCAGUUGAAGACGUUAACGCCCAAACCCGGCGCGGUGGAGAAAAUGGACGAGUUGGAGAAAAUGUUUGAUACGGCGAGCGAGCAAAUGGCGAGCGCGUAA
This is a messenger RNA of Bathycoccus prasinos, 945 nucleotides long. RefSeq lists its product with no specific name. The record is from RefSeq and is a predicted model, not a curated record. The coding region runs from base 1 to 945 and encodes 314 amino acids. Gene Ontology annotation, cellular component: COPI vesicle coat. The transcript has 2 exons. NCBI's taxonomy places the organism in Eukaryota, Viridiplantae, Chlorophyta, Mamiellophyceae, Mamiellales, Bathycoccaceae. Gene Ontology annotation, biological process: intra-Golgi vesicle-mediated transport; retrograde vesicle-mediated transport, Golgi to endoplasmic reticulum; endoplasmic reticulum to Golgi vesicle-mediated transport. Gene Ontology annotation, molecular function: protein binding; structural molecule activity.